Messenger RNA from Oryzias latipes (Japanese medaka), 2063 nucleotides. It is a transcript of the gene cep57l1, whose product is annotated as centrosomal protein 57, like 1. NCBI's taxonomy places the organism in Eukaryota, Metazoa, Chordata, Actinopteri, Beloniformes, Adrianichthyidae. Gene Ontology annotation, molecular function: gamma-tubulin binding; microtubule binding; identical protein binding. Gene Ontology annotation, cellular component: centrosome. The record is from RefSeq and is a predicted model, not a curated record.
AUCUAUUGAUCAUGUUUGUGACGUCAUCGUUUAUUUUGCAGAACUGCGGAACCAUCGUAAGUGGGAAACGGAGGGAAAUUUAAACUGUUCGGACUGCUUUGCUUAAGUGUCAGUUCGGCAAUAAUCGACUAGCCGUUCGUACAAAAUCCCCUUUUAACUUACACGAAGAAGCUGAGUACGGCUAUAAAUAACCAGAUAAACGAUGGAGGUGCAGCUUGAUCAGAAUUUAGACUCGCCCUCCAAAAACAGUUACAUCGGUAGCUACUACCAACCUCCUGAGAGGAUCCUGUCAGUAUCAAGAGAGCUGCAGUUUCCUGCUCAUUCAGCUGUCACUGCAGACCAGACCGACAGCCGUUCAUCUCAAACCACGCGGAAUCUGGACAGCAAAGUCGUUCUCCCCUCAGCUGUUGUAGAUGCACUGAAAAAUCUCCAGGACAAAAUCAGGCGUUUGGAAUUGGAGAGAAUGCAAACACAGAAGACCUACCUUCAGGUCUCCCAUGAUGCUCAGAAGCAACCGCAGGUCUUAACAUCAGAAACAGCAGCUAGUGUCCCAGCCACAGACUUCUCUGCCAAAACUGAUUUGGAUUUAAAAUUGCAGUCUGCUGAAAGUCGUUGCAAGAUUCUUGAGAAGCAGCUGGAAUACAUGAGGAAAAUGGUUGAAAAUGCCAAGAAGGACAGAAGUGCCGUACUGGAAAAUCAGGCCUUGCUACAGAACCAACAAACAAGCAACUUAAAUCACCAAACGCAGCAGGAGAAGCUAGAGAAAAUUGAAUCAGAGUGUCUCAAACUGAGCAGAACCCAAACUCUUGCAGAGACGAAAUUGGCGAUUCUGGAGCAGAAGCUUCUGCAGGAAGAGCAUGAGCGCAAACUAAUGCAGGAAAAGGCAGAAGAGCUGCAGAGGGAGUUUGACAUCAGUCUGCGACUGUCUGUUCCAGCAAGCGAAGAAACAAAGCCACAAAGGAAAACAAAGAAGACAGUUAUGAAAUCAUCUAAACAGCCUGAGCAGACAUCAUGCAGCCCCAGGAGAACAAAAAUGCCCUUUGUUGCAGGAACAUCUACUAGUCCAAGCCAUUCGGUCCACGCCAACGUUCAAAGCAUCCUCCACAUGAUGAAGCACCACCAUCCUCAGCUGUGUGAAAGAGUCAGCUCCUUGCACAAGCCUGGACGUGGAGCCAAGAAAAGCCUCCAGACGGAUUUUUCUCCAUCUUUAACCACUUUGCAGAAGUCAGAUCGCUCUUCCACAGAUUCAUCUCUGAGCUCCCUGACAGAUCUGCUCCUGACUCUACAGGAUGAGCUCGGCCAAAUGAGCUUUGAGCAUCAGGAGCUGGUUCGUCACAUAGAAGCUAGCCAAAGUGCACAACAAAAGCAGGAGCUGCAGAGAGAUCUGGAAAGGCUGGAGGGGAGGAUGGAGGAGAAAGAAGCUCAGAUCACAAAGCUGCGCAAGCACCAACAGCAGAUCCAUAAACUGACCCAAAGCCAGUCACAUGCUGAGGACCAUACUGCCAAGAAGCGUUUUGUGAUCAAGCCACCUGGUCCCUCCCCAGUUAAGGUCAAGCCAACUGCAAAAAGCCCAACUCGAAACAACCUGCAGCUUCUCAGGGAGACGAAGAAGUUGAGAAGCUGCCUGAAACAGGACGACAUCUCCUGGGAAACGUAAAGUUGUCCCUGUCAGGCAGAACUGUUUUUUGUUUUUUUUUAACCACUGAAUGAAGUACUCGGCUCUCCUCAUUUCCGGGAAGACUUUUUUUAAGCAGCCUGGAGCUUUUCUUUUUAAUAAAUGAAAUAAAAUUUGUGUUGAUUUAUGUACCCAUUAUUAACCCCUUCACGAGUGAAUUAAUUUCAAUUACAUAAAAAAAACUACUCUUCAAUGUUUUUGCCAUUCAAGCUGAUGCUAAAUUAAAUUGAGUCCUGGAUAACAUGGAACUUUGCACAUUAGUGACAUGGUAUGAAGGUUUAAAGUCAGGGUUUGCAUAAACAUGAGACAUACACCAUCAGUUGUUUCCUAAUGAUAAAACUUGUGCAGAAAUCCCACUUCAAAUAAAAUGGUAAUAGCUUAGAAUCUG